This is a messenger RNA of Myodes glareolus (Bank vole), 1245 nucleotides long. The record is from RefSeq and is a predicted model, not a curated record. NCBI's taxonomy places the organism in Eukaryota, Metazoa, Chordata, Mammalia, Rodentia, Cricetidae.
UUAAUAAUGAUGUAAUUUAGACAAAUGUCCCAAGGACAGGCCAGCCUCUCCUCUCAAGUGAGAAAAGAGUCAGUACCUCCCACAGGAAGCUGCUGAAGACAAGGGUUGCAGGAUGUGUGCUCUGUUGGUGCUGGGGAUGAUUUUUCUGUCUUAUCCGUAUUGGGGUGACCUUCGUGAAGUUGGACAAGGUAUGCCCGUGACUGUUGUAAAAAUCUUUGGUAAACAGUUCAUUUGUGACAUGUUUAGGAGUAAACCCUCUUUUGAAGGAAUCCUCAGAAUCCAGGCUUCUUCUGGCAUAGUUACUCUGUUUCUGCUAGUAAGGAGAGAAGGCUCCAAUUGCAGAAUUUUCCUUGAGAUUACAUUCACCAAGUACUUCUUUCUGUGUCUCGAAGAUCUUGGAAAAAUGUGUUAUAAAUGUAAGCAGUAUCAUCUUGGGUUAUGCUAUGACGUCAUGAGAUCCUGCACACUGAAGCAUAGACAGUCCUGUGCUGCUGAGAACUUUUACAUACUCACAAAAAAAGGGCAGAGCAUGUAUCAUUAUUCAAGACUGUCAUGUAUGACCAAUUGUGAGGACAUCAACUUCCUGAGUUAUGAAAAGAGAAUAGAACUCAUCUGUUGCAAACACAGUAGCUAUUGUAACCUCCCAAUGGGACUCUAGUUCUGAGUUCUUAUGGAUUUGGCAUCAUUAUUCAAUUUACUACCCACUCCUUCCCCCCCCAAGUUUUCAUUUGUUCUCCUCUCCUAACUAAUAGUAAAUGAGAAAGUCAUUUAACAGUGAAAAGGGAAGUAGUCAUCAGAGGAAUUGGACUGGGAGAUCAACCUCAUUGCCAAGCAAAUCUUUGUAAAUUGUUUUUCUCAUAUCUGGCAGGGCACUUGGGUUGCCUACAGUGCUGCUAGUCAUGAAUAGGUCUAGAGUUAGUUAGCCCCUAUAUGAAAACAUAAAGUCUUGUGUCAAAAUGUUAUCCCAACUUUGUAAGAGAAAUCUCUGUGUAUACUCUGACAUGCUCUGUACCAAUUGAAUUGGGAUUCUCUUUGGACUAGCUCUGAGACUUCCUGGCACAAUAUUUUCUCUCAAGGAUUCUGAAGGUAGGAAGGAGAUGACCCCUACUUUUCAAUGUGCUGAUGAUCUGAUACAAAUAUUUGCCUGAUAGAUUUCAUGGGGGGGCAUCUCUGGUGAGAAAAAGCUAAACAAACCGAGAGAUUAAACAACAAUACUUUCGAAACUUGCGGAAAUUGUCAUUGAUU